Molecule: messenger RNA, 888 nt
Organism: Bactrocera latifrons
Lineage: Eukaryota; Metazoa; Arthropoda; Insecta; Diptera; Tephritidae
Product: 23 kDa integral membrane protein-like
Exons: 6
Coding region: 104-784 (226 amino acids)
Cellular component (GO): membrane
Source: RefSeq, a predicted model, not a curated record
GUCAAUGUGGCACGGACGCGAUCAUUUCGUUGCAAACGACUGUCGGUAAGGUGCAGUGCUUAAUUUCCAUUAUUUCGGGGCUGAAUAAAGUGUCAAAGGCAAGAUGAAAGUGCCCUUUUCGAAAGCCACACUGUGGAAAUAUGUGUUCCUGGUGAUAAAUUGUUUGAUAACUGCCUUCGACGUYUUACUCAUCUCAUGCGGAGUCGUUUCCCUAGGCGGUGCCGGCUCUUUARCCGGUGCCUACACUGCAGCCUCCAUUGGGUUUCUCGCAAUGUUCAUUGCUUUUAUGGGUGCCAUGGCAUCGGUGCGUCAAUCACUGAUUCUGUCUUGGGCGUACAUAGUCACGACAGUGCUGUGCAUAGUUUUGGAAACGAUUUGUAUGAUCGCAUUUGGCAUACUCAAGGAUGACUUCUAUUUAAUGGCGGUCAAGCGCGUGCAAGGCAUUUGGGAUGAGCGGCCAGAGACCCAGGAGGAAAUGGAYGAAAUUCAAGAACAGCACCAUUGCUGCGGUCGCGACAGUCCACAAGAUUAUUUGCCCGACAAACAGCAAACUCUACCUUCGASUUGUUGUCGCUGGGCCGAUUGCUCGGAUGAUAAGAAUAUUUUCGCCAGAGGUUGUGUUGAUGCGGCGACGUGUUUUCUCAACCAACAAAGUGACAAUCUUGUUUUGAUCAUUGUUGGUCUGAUUGCUGUGCAGGUUUUUGGCGUGAUUGCUGCCUAUUACUUUACUCGUAGUAUGGUUAAUCUUAAACAGAAACGUGAACAAAUCAUCAUCAAUGAGUAAAACGGAAUUAUUUUYUACCACAAAAUGGGACCUAAACUGGAAAAAUUUGUGGAAAUAAAAUAUUCCUUUUAGUAAUAAUACGUAACAAAAUCUAAACUGAAAUA